Molecule: messenger RNA, 9811 nt
Organism: Rattus norvegicus (Norway rat)
Lineage: Eukaryota; Metazoa; Chordata; Mammalia; Rodentia; Muridae
Source: RefSeq, a predicted model, not a curated record
GAAUUCUGGCACUACGUUGAAUGAGAUUAAAGACAGUGAACACCCAUGUCUGGUUCUUGAUUUUAGGACUAAUGUUUGUGGUAUUUUCCCAUUUAGUAUAAAUGAUGGCUGUAGGGUUUUCAUAGAUAGCCUUGAUUAUGUUGAGUUGUGCUUUUUCUAUUCAUGAUUUCUCCAGGGACUUUUAAAAGUUCUUUCUGCAUCUACCAAGAUAAUCUCAUGGUUUUUAUCCUUGAUUAUAUUUACAUGUUACAUUAUACUUACUGAUUUUUAUGCAUGUUGAAACGUCCUUGAAUUCCUAUGAGGAAACCAAGUGCACUCAUAUUUCGCAACCAAGUGCGAAAUAUUUUUUCAAACAGGUUCCUGAAACUGGUUUUUGAGAAUUUCAUUGAUAAUUUUUUACAUUUCUAAACACUGGAGAAAUUAAUCAUAGUUCCUUUUUGUUGUGUCUGAAACUGUUAGCUGCUAUAUUCAAAUCAUAGUGAUGCUGGUUUCAUAGAAUGAGUUAGGAAGUGUUUCUUCUCUUUUCUAUUUUAUGGGAAAUUUUGAAGAGCAUUAAUGUUUUUUUAUAAAGGUAUGGUAGAAUUCAACAUUAAAGCUAUUGAGUCCUGGGCUUUUUUUAAUUAGGGGACAAUUACUGCUUCUGUUUUAUUGCUACACAUAAAUGCAAGUGCACUAUGCGUGUCUUGUGCUACAGAGGUCAGGACAAUGGCUUCAGAUCCGCUAGAACUGGAAGUUGUGGAUGUUAUGAGCAACUACAUGGGUGCUGAAACCAAACUCAAGUUUUCUGCAAGAGCAACAAAUGCUCUUAACUGCCACGCCAUCUCUGCAGCCCCACUACUUCUGGGUCUAGAUGAUCUACCUAUUGAAAAUGGGGUGUGGAAGCCACCCAUUAAAAUUUUGUCCAGACUUUAUUAUCCUCUUUUUUACAGGCUUCUACUUGGUUGGUAUGUAGUUUUCUGUCUGUUUACUCUCAGUUUGUAUUUUGCCAAUGAGGCAUGCUUCUUUUAGAUAGCAAACUGUGUGUAUUGAUCCCGUGAGGUAGUCUUCAUCUUUUAAAUACAUAAUUGAGGCCAUUUAUAUUUAUAGCUUUAAUCGAGAAACAUUUGCUGAUCCCUUUCAUUUUUGUUGUUUUUUUUUUUUUCUGUUGAAUUACUGUUUGUUUUUUUCUUAUUCAUCUCAGGAGACUCCUGCAUGACAGAGCUGGGCAGGUUUGUUUCUUUCUUAGUUAUGUGUUUGGUUAUUUGUCUCAUUGGUUUUUUUUUUUUUUUUGUUUUGUUUUGUUUUGUUUUGUUUUGUUUUUGUUUUCCUAUGCAUUUUACUUGUGACCAUCUUCUUUCUCUCUGUGUAGAAUUCUUUCAGAUAUUUUCCACAGCCUGAGAUCAGUGUUUAUGGAUGAUUACAUUGUGAUUCUCAUGUAAGCUUUUCUUCAUCAAUUUUGAAGGAUAGCUUUGCUGGAUGUACCAUUGUUGGUUGGUAGCCAUUUACUCUCAGAACCUGGAUGAAGUCAGUCUGUGUUUUUCUGGGUUUGAGCAUUCGGCUAAGUGGUCUGAGAUCAUUUUGAUGAGUUUGCUGUUGUAAUUGGUAUUUUUGUCUUGUGGCUGUAAAUAUUGUGUCUUUAUUCUGUAAUAAUAUAGAAAUAUUCUUUUCUGGUCAUGAAUGUUAGAGAUUUUAAAUAUAUCUUGUAUUGUGGUUUAUGCCUUUCCUUUGGUUUGUAAUAUCACUGAAUAGGUUUUCUGUGACUUUAGUUUAAAAUUCACCUCCUUCCACCAUGUAAUUCCUAAAUAUUUUGUUCAUGUUUCGGAAUUCCUAAAUGUUGUGGUCACACUUAUUUUUUUUUUGUUGUUGUUGCUGGUCGAAUGUUAUAGUUUCUAAACUUCCCCUUUUUUCUUUUCUUUUUCUUUUCUUUUCUUUUUUUUUUUUACAAUUCUGAUAUUCUUUCUUCUUCUCGAACUAGUCUGUAGUCUGUAAUGAUUUCCACUAUUUCGUUUUGUCAGCUUAUUGAUUUUUUUCAUUUAUGACAUUUCUAAUUUUUGCUGUUGUUCAUAUGGCUCAGAAUCUUAAUUUCCUUGCCUAAUUUCCUAUCCACCAAUCCCGUCUUGUUAUUCAGAUCCUGAACUGCCUCUCUUCCCGCAUUAGUUUGUUGGUUUUCACCCUCUUUGAACUUAACUCAUGAUUUUAAAAGUUCAUUUUCAAAUCCUUUGGUAUUUUAGUCACUUUAUUAUCUUUAGUUUGCGCUCUUGAGAUGUGAUAACUUUUAAGAUCAGUCAUAUUGCUUUCGAUUUUUCAUAUAUAAGUCAUGUAUUUCUGUUUUGAAAUUGAUAAAUUCAAACUGGAUGGCUCUGAGGGAGACAGUCCACCUCCCACCUUACUUUUUCUUUUUUUUUUAGUUGCCUUUUUUUUUUACAGUCCAGUCAUUACCACUCCCCCCAUCCUGUUGUCCCCUCCCACAGUUCCUCAUCCCAUUUCUCCCCCACCCCCCACUGUCUCCAAGAGGAUGUCCCCACCUCUCACUUCCCCACUCACUGGAGUCUCGAGUCUCUCAGGGUUAGGCACAUCUUCUCCCACUGAGGCCAGACCAGGCAAUCCUCUGCUGUAUAUGUGUUGGGGGCCUCAUAUCAGCUGGUGGAUGCUGCCUCACUGGUGGCUUAAGUCUGAGGAUCUCAGGGAUCCAGGUUAGUUGAGACUGCUGGUCUUCCUCCCACCUCAUUUCUGUUGAGUGGUUUGUUGUACUAUAGCACUCGUGAGACAGAAUCCACUCCUCUUCUCUCCCCCAUGGAACUACACAGGUUUACAGAAGUGACUGCUAAAUUAGUCAGCAGACGAAAGGCUCUUUCUGAAACCAUACAUCUGGCAACUUGUUUUAGAUUUGUUGAGAUGCAGAAUUGUGCUGUCUCCAAUCUACCAUCUUACAGUCUCCUGUUUGGUUCCCAGUCCUCUUCUGGGAAUGCAAAUGAGAAGCAACAGAAACAAGAGGCUCUGAUUGGUGACAUUAUCCACCCACUGCUGUCUGCCUUCAGACGUGAUCUCAGGACUUCAGGAGUCUGAAUUCCCACAGGCCCCUGAAGGCCUUUGUGUACUGCACAAUUGCUUCCUCAUACUUUUGUGUCUCAAAUUUACUGUACACAGAAGAAUUUCAGACCUUUAACUUCAUGUUAUUGAUUUCACUGCCUGGAAAGAUAAUAUUCGGGAAGUUUAACAGCAUGCCCUAUGUAAUCCAUUGAGAUUCAGAUGCCAUGGAUUGUCUUUGGACGCUCCACUGCCUUGAUAUCAUGUAGAUUCUCUCCCAGGGUGCCGGGUGAACUUCAAAUGACUCAGUUCAGAUAGAGGAGGAGAAGUGUGUCCAGGCUUUCCCCCACCAUCCUGUGUCUGCCUUGAACAGAUACAGAGUGUAUGGCAGCAGAAAGAUGUCUAAUUUCUAACAGAGGAGCAUCUGGAAAUGUCAGGAGAAAACCAGAGCUCUUUAGCCCACUUCCCUGGCCCACUGUCUUAUCACUAGCAUCUUUUACCAUAUCAUUAUCCCCAGGAGGCAGUGUCCCUGGUCAUUAACAGAUGGAGAGAUGGGGUUUGAGUUUUGAGUCUGAAGAAAUAACUGAAAUCCGCUUGUGCUUCACUUCCUGUAUCUGCACAGGUAGGGUGGAAAUUGCAGCCAUGGUAGGUUAAAUAAGCAACUCCUAAUUUAUGUUUUCCUGAUCUUUAUAGAACCUUAUUUGGAAAUACAUUAGCAACCCCAUUCCUGGGGCAACAUUUCAAGACACCUACUUGGUAUCUGAAAACUCAGAUAGUAUUAAACCUUAUUCAUACAUACAUGCAAACCUGCUUGUAAAUAGUUUACUAUGUGAAGCCAAUGCAGUGUGAAAUUAGCAGCAAUGAUAAAACAGAACAAUUCUAGGAACAUUCUGUAGUAGAAGUUAUGUGAAUGAGGUCUUUCUCUUCUAAAGCGCAUUAGUGUGUUGCACUUGCCUUGCUCUUGUGAUGAUAUGAGAGUGUGCAGACAUGAUUGAUGUUGUGUGAGGGAAUUGGCAUUGAUGCAUGCUGGUCCUUAGGGGUCAGAUGAACACAAGCAGUGUUAUAUGGCACCAAUCUAUCUCAUCACUGAGAGGACUUCUGAUUCUCCCUCUACAUAAGCCCUCCUCUACCUUUCUCCUCUACCUUUCUCUCUCACUCUUACCGUAUUUAACCCCUCCUGUUCCUUCAUUUCCAUUCUCCCUGUCACACCACCUGCAUUCUAUCCCCCUUUUCUUCUUUUUUUUUCUUUUUUCUUUUCAGAGCUGGGGACAGAACCCAGGGCCUUGUGCUCGCUAGGCAAAUGCUCUACCACUGAGCUAAAUCCCCAACCCCCUAUACCCCUUUUCUUGAACCCCUACCCACAACCCCUUAUAGGUUUCCUGGGUUCUGUGGUACUCCAAUUUAAACUCAUAUAUUUAAAUAUUUAAAGCUAACUUCCACAUAUGAGAAUAGGUGACACUUGUCUUUUGGGGUGUGGUUUCCUUCAUCAGAAUGAUUGUUGUCAGUUCGAUCCCUUUGCCUCUAAGUUUUAUCAUCUUAUUUUUCUUCAUGACUGAAUAACGCGCACGUGUGCACGUGCACGCACACGCGCACACCUCCCCCCCCCCACACAAUCACAUUAUUGAUUUGCUAGUUGAUGAACAUCUGGGUUGUUUAUUGUUCCUGGUUUUUGUGAAUAAAGCAUCUAUGAACAUGGAUAAGCAAGUAUCUGUAUAGUAAGAUAUAAAAUCCUUUGGGAAUGUUUCCAGAAGUGGUAUAGUAGCUGGAUCAUGUGGUAAAUCCAUUUCUAGCUUUUUUAGGAACCUGCACGAUCAUUUCCACAGUGGAUGUCCUGGCUUUUACUCUCAUCAUUAAUGGAUGUGUUCCUGUUUCCCACAUCCACACCAACAUUUGGCUUUUGUUUUUGUUUGUUUGUUUUAAUCUUAUCUAUUCUGAGUCAUGUAAGACAAAAUCUAGUAGUAGAUUCAAUUUGCGUUUCCCUGAUGGUUAACGGUGCUGACAAUUUUAAAAACCAUUUCUCAGCCAUUUGCAUUUCAUCUUUUGAGAAUACUUUUGGUUCCAUGCUCUAAUUUUUAAUUGGGUUAUUUGUUUUCUUGCUAUUCAAUUCUUUUGAGAUCUUUGUAUAUUCUAGGUACCAACCCUCUGUCAGAUGUAUAGCUGGUGAAGUCUUUUCCCCAUUCUACUGUAGGCUGCUACGGCUGCUACUUCACCCGAAAGAUGGUGUCCUUUGUGAAUAGAGGCUGUUUAGUUUCAUGAGGCCCAGUUAUCGAUUAUUGUUCUAGAUGCCUGUGUGGCCAGGUCCCUUUCAGAAAUUUUUUUUUCUGUACUUAGCAGCUGAACCAUUUCCAUAUUUGAUCUUCUAUCAGGUUCAGUGUAUUAGAUCAUAUGUAGAGGUGUUUGAUCCUUUGGAAGUUGAGUAUUUUGCAAGGUGAGACCAUUACUAUGCUAUUUCAUUACCACAGUUCUAUGAUGUCAUUUGAAACCAGAGACAGAGGUACCUCCAGCAAUGUUUUUACUGCUUGGGGUUGUUUUGACCUCCUUAGGUAUUUUGUCUUUCCAUAUGAGUUUUGAGAUUGUUUUUGCAGAUUCUGAGAAUUGCAUUGUAAUUUUGAUGGAGGUUGAAUUGCAUCUAUAAAUUGCUUUUGAUAGGAUGAUCAUUUUUAUGUCACCAGCCCUGGCAUGAGUGUGAGAGGUCUUUCCAUCUUCUAAGGACUUUUUUAAUAUCUUAAAUACAAUUCUUUCACAUCCUUGGUUAGGUUUUUUCCAGGAUCUUCUUUGAGACUAUUUUGAAUAGCAUUGUUUCCCUUAUUAUUUUUCCAGUACAUUUAUUCUUUUUAUAUAGGAAAGUUACCAAUUUUAUGUAUUAAUUUUGUAUCCUGCUACAUAUGUUGCUGAACAUAUUCAACAGUUAUAGUUUUCUGGUACAAACUUUAAGGUAUUUUUAUAAUAGUCAUAUCAUCUGCAAAUAAAGAUACUUUAUUUCCUCUUUUCCUAUUUGCAUCUGCUUUAUAUCUUCUUGAACUUGUCUUACGGCUCUAGCUAAGACUUCAAGCACUACAUUGGUCAAAAGUGGAGGGAGUCUUGUUCUUUACUGUAGUGAAAGUGCUUUGAGUUUUCCCCAGCUUAACAUAAUGUUGGCCAGGAGCUUGUUGUAAAUUGCCCUCAUUUUGUUGACAUACAUCCCCUAUAUCCCUAAUUUCUCCAGGUCUUUUUUCAUGAAGGCUGUUGAGUUUUGCACACAGUGAAAUGAUAAUAUGGCUCAUGUCCUUGAGACUAUUGCAUGGAUUAAAAUCAUUGAUUUACAUGCUCUGAGCCAUUCUUGAGUCUCUGGGAUGACAUCAGCUUCAUCAUACUGAGUAAUCUUUUAAAUGUCUCUUAAAUAUGGUUUGCAAGUAUUUCAUUGAGAAUGUUGGUGUCUAUAUUUAUCAGGGAGAUUGACUUAUAAUUCACUUUGGGUCUUUAUAUAGUUUAGUAUCAGGGCAAUACUGACUUCGUAGAGGGAAUUUGAAAGUAUUUUCAGGUUUGAGGGCUUGGUAGAAGGAUUUUAAGAGCCAGAGGCAGUGGCCAUCUUCAGGGAAACAGUAUUUCCAAAGCCAGAUAGCGCUGCUGCACUCGUGAACUCACAGCACCUGUGACCGCAUCCAGAAGAUCAGCACAAGACCGAGCCAAUCAAAUCCCCAGCAUGGGUGGGGGAGAUGUUCACAACGCAACCGCCUCCCAUCUCUGGGAAGUAAUGGCUGUUGGGAAGAGUCAGUUUUCUUCAAGAAUGUGUUUCCUGAAUGCUAUCAUGCUCCAGUAAACUGUCGUACACCCAUAUACAGUAUGCAUCGUGCAGAAGCGAGACACAAAGAAGAUGUAUGCCAUGAAGUACAUGAACAAGCAGAAGUGCGUGGAGAGGGAUGAGGUGCGCAACGUGUUCCGGGAGCUGCAGAUCAUGCAGGGAUUAGAACACCCCUUCCUGGUGAACCUGUGGUACUCCUUCCAGGAUGAGGAAGACAUGUUCAUGGUGGUGGACCUGCUGCUGGGCGGGGACCUGCGCUACCACCUACAGCAGAACGUGCACUUCACAGAGGGAGCCGUGAAGCUCUACGUCUGUGAGCUGGCCCUGGCACUGGAGUACCUGCAGAGGUACCACAUCAUCCACAGAGACAUCAAACCAGACAACAUCCUGCUGGAUGAGCAUGGGCAUGUGCACAUCACGGACUUCAACAUCGCCACAGUCCUGAAAGGAACUGAGAAGGCUUCCUCCAUGGCUGGCACAAAGCCCUACAUGGCUCCUGAAAUCUUUCAGGUGUAUGUGGAUGGAGGCCCUGGGUACUCAUACCCCGUGGACUGGUGGUCCCUGGGUGUCACAGCCUAUGAGCUGCUACGAGGCUGGAGGCCAUAUGAAAUCCACUCGGCCACACCCGUCGACGAGAUCCUCAACAUGUUCAAGGUGGAACGUGUCCACUACUCCUCCACGUGGUGUGAGGGGAUGGUGGACCUGCUGAAGAAGCUGCUGACCAAGGACCCCGAGAUCCGUCUGUCCAGCCUCCGUGACAUCCAGAGCAUGACCUACCUGGCUGACAUGAACUGGGAUGCAGUGUUCAAUAAGGCGCUGAUGCCUGGCUUUGUGCCCAAUAAGGGGAGACUGAACUGUGACCCCACAUUUGAACUUGAAGAGAUGAUUCUAGAAUCCAAGCCGCUUCACAAAAAGAAGAAGAGGUUGGCCAAGCAUAGGUCCAGAGACAGCACGAAGGACAGCUGUCCCCUGAAUGGACACUUGCAGCAGUGUUUGGAGACAGUGCGGAAGGAGUUCAUCAUAUUCAACCGAGAGAAACUCAGGAGGCAGCAGGGACAUGAUGGUCAGCUCUCAGACCUGGAUGGCCGAGUAGGAAACCAGACCUCGAGCAAGGUGCAAGACGGUCGAAACAACAACAUCCUGACCCAUACAUGCCCUCGAGGCUGCAGCAGCUAAGCUCGCCUGCCCAGAUGGCACCCAGAACCCCUCCUCUGUCCCCUGAUGGGCCCCGUCUCACCCCUAAAACAUCAGAUGCAGAAAGAGCUCUGGUCCCUGUUUCCAGCUGAUUUGCUGUGUGACCUUGAGCAAAUCACACAUUCUCUGUGCCUCAGUUUUCUGCAUCUGUGGAAGGGGUUAAACAGAUCUCUGUCCCGUCUCCAGUCAUGCAUUUGUGAGAAUCUGGUUGGACUGCAAAUAUGUAAACUCCUGGGCAUUGAUCUAGUGUUUAUACAUGUAAAAUGUCUCAAUAUUUGAAGCAUCCUCCCUAGCCCCCUAAACAAUUUAAACCAUGAAAACAUUGCAGUUUGGCCCAUUCUAGCUUGUUUGAUGGUAUUUCCAACAUAAAUAGCUGACAUGUUUGCCCUUCCUGUGAGACUCCCAGGUCCUAAAAUAACCAGGAAGAGUCAUCCACAGACUUCCUGGCCAUCUGGAAUGGUGCAGCCUAAAUACCAAACCCAGGGGUUCCUGCUGCAGACAUGCUUUUCCCUGACUCAUGGAAAGCUGCUCCCACCUUCGGGUUUCAGCCAUCACCAGCUCUCACAGUAUCCCCACAUCCCUGUGCUGGAUGGCACGCAGGUGCCUCUGGCCAUUCCCCUUCCCACUGAAUGUCAUGAGGUCCCAGGGAAGACUCAUCCUGCAGCAGAACCUCCAUCCCCACCAUCCUUCCAGGUUUUCCUUCCCAGGAAGAAUUUAAAAUAGUCCAGCCUGUCAUGCAAAGGCUCCCUGGCAGGGCAGUCAGAGCUUUCUGUUGAUACCUUAAGAAGCCUUGGUGCUUAAAGUCUAUUGGCGACAGAAACAGAGUCACCCAAGAAGCAAAGCAUUUUGUGCCCUGGUCAGGGACUAGCUGACCCUUGAGCUGAGGAUGCUGAGGUUAGCAAAGAAAGCCAGUUACUGGUUACCAGCUGCAGCCAAGACUGGAAGACCUCUGCAAGUCAUGUGAUUGCUCAAAGGUCAACUUCCUCAUUUUCAAACAGGAAGGAGAAGGAUGGCCUUGCAGAGUUGUUACGGGGCUUGAUAAGAUCCCACAUAUCACACAGCGAUGACUGACAGCCAGCAGCCAUUGGCCAUCACUCUUAUCCUCUUCUUUCUCCUCUUCCUUCUCCUCCUCCUCCUCCUCCUCCUCCUCCUCCUCCUCCUCCUCCUCAGCACCACCACCACCACCUUCUCCUCCCUUUUCUUCUCCAUCCCUCCUCCUCCUCCUCUUCCUCCUCCUCCACCUCCUCCUCCUCCUCCUCCUCUUUUUCCUCCUCAUAUUUAUCCUCACCACCAUCAUGAUCACCAUCAUCCUCUGUUGGAAGUACUUUCUUGUUUUGGCGACAUAGCAGGUUCGUUUUCUGUGGGCCAAGGAUCCUCCAAGUUUACAGUUUGUUUCUUCUUCUUACCUGGCGCCUCUGAGGUCUGGACAUCCCUGCUGAGAUCAACUGUCUUCGCUUUGGCAUCUGUUUCCAUUUCCCACUUUCUCACCAUGAUUCGCGUCUGUCAGUGUCAUUUCUUGAGAGACAUUUUGAUGUAGAGAAGGUUUUACACUUUUCAAAUAACAGCAUUGUACACCCCCCCUAACCGAGUCCCCCCUCUAUGUCUAUCUCCUGCCCACUCGACUGUCUCCAAGCCCUGUCUGUCCUUCCUGUCCUCCAGAAACCCCCAGCUGCUCUUCUCUACACUGUGACCUGGAAGCAUUGCAAUUUCUCCUUGGGGUGAGCUUGUGACUGAGAAGUGGUGGUGAAGGGGGAGUAGCAGGUGGGGAAACCUGAUUGUUUGGCUCUGUUUAAGUCCAUGUUCCUUGUUAAGAAUAAAUAAGCACUCGGA